GCUGGUCACCACGAGCGCAUCACGAGUAAAUGUUCAUGUCUGAAAAUCAAAGAAGGACCGGUCACUGUUCGCUGCGACUGGUUCUUUUCAAAGUACAAAGUAAGUCAUGACUUUCCUGAAGUGAGUCAGUAAUUAUAAAUGUAAUGAAAAGUGUAUAAAGACUUAUUAGACCAGCGAAAGCAGAACCUGAAUAUUUUCAUCUUUGAUUUCAGCCUCUGAACUGUCGGUACAGUGGACUGUUGUUCAUACAGCAAGCAGAACUUUGGAAAAAGUAAAUAAUUAAACAUUAUAUUCUGACCGUGCUGAUCCCAGAACAGGAUGUUCUCAACUGAACCACCCUGUUCCUCGUUACAAACACCAGCACGAGUCCCAUGAAGGUGAACACCUGACAAACACACCGUGGAAACUGAAGAAAGAAAGUUUAUGUGUCAGGUAACAACUCAUUAUUAAUCACUGCUGCAGAAUGUGUGUGUGUGUGUGUGUGUGUGUGUGUGUGUGUGUGUGUGUGUGUGUGUGAUCUCUACACAACAGACCUAAUUGGUUUGUUCUCCAGCCAGAUAACAAGUAUGCAUGCUGAUGUAUUCAACCUGCCGAUGGCUCUCAGAGCUGAUUUCACAUGAACAAUGAUGACGGGAAAAUGUAAAUGGCCACAUUUACAGUAAUUGGUCUGGGACACUUUGUCUGCAUUGUGUGUUUUGUGAUGCAAAUGGUUUAAUUGAGGGGUUUGCCUGUAAAGUUGUGCAGGGGAGACAUACAUACAUACUUCCAUGUCAUUACCUCCCCCAACUUCACCUUCUCAAUGGAAACGCAGCACCGGGGGAAUGUCUGUCCUCUGAUCUCUGAUGCACGCCUUCUCAAUGAAGUUAUGAUAAUAGCGUUGGGUUACACGCCUGUAAUUGGCUAUUCAUUGGAAUAAUCUGACAUCAAGUCUCGUCAUGUCUGAACCGUGUCCAGAAGAAAGGAGACGGGGAAAAUGUGGAAUGAAAACUUUAAGAGAUAGUUUGAAGAACAGAAGAUGAUGCUUGAAAUGUUCGAGGCAUUUAAAAUAAAAUCAAAAUAAACUAAUUAAAGAAAGAAAUGAUAAAUAUUAAUAUGAUAGAAAAAAGCUCAAAUAUAUUCAUGUUAUUUCUGUGGGAUAAAAUAUAUCAAAGUGAUGAGUUUUAGGUUUUUAAUAAAACUUAACAAAUAUUUAUGAUACUUUUAUUAACAUAAUAACUGUAAAUACAUUUUAAUUAACCAAUUUGUAUUUAUUUUUUAACAGUUCUGUUCAAAUAUUUAAAAGAAGUUUACAGACAUAUUCAUUUAUUCUUUUUUAAAAAUAAAAAUCAAGUUUCCUAAUUCCACAUAAGUUUCUGUAAUAAUCAGAUGUAUACCCGUGGUGAUGAUGAUGAUGAUGAUGAUGAUGAGUUCCGUGUUAGUCUAGGUGAGGUCAGUUCACCCACAUGGCCUUCACGCCUGUUCCCGGGCACGGAGCCUCGCAAACGACCACCCGAGCAGAGGAGCCCCCCCCCCCGCCACAGAUCAGGCCCCCGGGCCUUGAACCUGACCCCUCCGGACCAUCUAGGGCGAGCUUGUCACAUCGCAUCCCCGCUGGCGCAUUGUUGCCGCGGGGGCUGCUGGGCGGCCCGGGGGAGACAGAUAGUGUGGCCGUCCAUCCAGUCACCCUCCUCUCCCCUCUGUGCAGAGCCCCGCGGCGCUCCCGGGGCUGACACGGGAGACAAAACCCGCCGAGAGGGCUGUGAAUGGUGGAGCACCGAGGAGGCCGAGGGAGAGCAAAAAGGAGGCGGUGAGCCUUUGUAGUCGGGGAGGAAUGCGGAAAUGUCCCCGCUCCGUGUCAAACCUCUCUGAAGGGGGUCAGGCCACAUUCAGCCGGCGUGGGAAAGCCAGCAGAGCCGGAGCUCACACAGGCGAGCGGGGCCGCGGCUGCAGAGGCCUGCCGGGAUAUAUGGAGGAGAAAAAAGAGGAGGAAGAAAGGAGAGAGUCCAAAGAGAGCGUGGUUUCGGAGGCUGUAUCACGCGUUUGCCUUUGUCCUCUGACCCCCCCAUCCUACACCCUCUCCGCCUCCACCCGCAGAGCUGCAGUGAGAGUGUGUGCAUUGCAUGUGCCAGCUUUCUCCUGUGAGUAUGGCUCUGUGAGGCUCUCUGGCUCGUCACCCUCGCCGGGAUUCCCCCCGCAAUACUUUCACCAAGACACCAGAGAGAGAGAGAGGAAUCAGCAAACAUGGACAAAGAGAGUGCAAGUACUCAGUAUGAGCCUGUGGCCGAGAUCGGAGAAGGAGCGUACGGGAAAGUGUACAAGGCGAGAGACCUGAAGAACGGUGGACGGUUCGUAGCCCUGAAAAGAGUUCGAGUCCAGACGGAGGAAGAGGGGAUGCCUCUGUCAACCAUCCGGGAGGUGGCGGUACUGAGGCAGCUGGAGGCCUUCGAGCACCCCAAUGUUGUCAGGUUGUUUGAUGUGUGUACGGUCUCCCGGACUGACCGAGAAACUAAACUCACUCUGGUCUUUGAGCACGUGGAUCAGGACCUGACCACCUACCUGGAGAAGGCCCCUGACCCUGGAGUACCGCCCGAGACCAUCAAGGAUAUGAUGUACCAGCUGCUCCAGGGGUUGGACUUCCUGCACUCGCACCGCGUGGUUCACCGUGACCUGAAGCCCCAGAAUAUCCUGGUCACCAGCGGAGGACAGAUCAAACUGGCCGAUUUUGGCCUAGCCCGCAUCUACAGUUUCCAGAUGGCGCUCACCUCUGUGGUGGUGACACUGUGGUACCGAGCCCCAGAGGUGCUGCUCCAGUCCAGUUACGCCACACCAGUGGACCUGUGGAGUGUCGGCUGCAUCUUCGCUGAGAUGUUCAGGAGAAGACCGUUAUUUCGAGGAAACUCAGAUGUUGAUCAGCUGGGAAAGAUUUUCGAUGUUGUCGGGGUACCUGCAGCAGAAGACUGGCCCCAGGAAGUGGCCCUACCACAGAGUGCCUUCACCCCCAGACUCCCUAAACCAAUAGAGAACUUGGUUCCAGACAUGGAUGAGCAAGGACGGGCUCUGUUAAUGCAAUUCCUCGCCUUCAACCCCUCCAGGAGGAUAUCUGCCUUCGCCGCACUGAGCCACCCCUAUUUUCAAAGUGUGGACAGCCACAGUAGAAGUGUGUAUGCGGCCCAGCCCAUCCCCAGCAACAAGCCCACUAUGGAGGAGAGGACUGCCUGACCGUCCUCCGUCACCAUGAAUCAUCACACAGUGUCUAUAAAAAGUAUCCUGCGUACUCCACCUUAGUGUUAAUCAUGUUUGUUGGUACAGCGUUAAAUCAAAGCGUGACUUUUUUGACACUGAUCUACAGAUGAAGCUGUAAAUGUCAGAGUGAAAACAAAUGAGUAGAAAUCAUUGUGACUGAGAACAUUACACUGAUCUGCUCUGUGUGGUUAAAUCUGACGUUGUUCCCUCGUCGCUCUAAACGUCCUCAAACUCUUUCUGGUUGCAUGAAGAGCAUGAAGAGUUCAGGUGUGGGUUGUGAUUUGGCCACUUGAGUGCAGACAGUCCUGUGCAGCUUCAGGGUUUCCUCCAGGAUUCUUCUCUAUUUCCCUGUGUUAAUUUCACCCUCACCUUCUCAAGCUUUCCUGUUGCCACAUGAUUCUGUCAUCACCAGCCUUUGCAGUACAUGUAGUGUGCUGGUCAGAAAGCUUGAUUUUGAUGUCAUCCCACCACUGAGCCUUCUCUCACUCCCACAUGCCUUUGGGCAACUGCAAGCUUAAAUGUCACGAGAUUUUUCAACAGUAGUUUGUCUUUGUCAGUUGGCCAUUAAGCUGGAAAUACACCCGGGCUGCAGAUUCUGUAGACUCAGUACUCAGUGCCUUCAUGUUUUACUGGUAUCCUCCCACUUCUUAAUAACCUUGUUGUGGAUUGGUUAGAUUGUUUCGGAUGUUAUGUUAUAAGUCACAUCUUGACUUCACACAGGUGGUCAUCGUUCUGCCUGUGAUUUCACUUAUUGAAAACAGCCAGCUUGGGAUCAGUUUUCUCUGUUUAACAGUGUCAAAAAAGCAUAAUCACUGGGUUGUACAUAAUAACAAACCAAGAACUUCACCAAGGGGUCUAAUACUUUCUGUAGUCGACGUACAGAGCUCCAGGAGAGUACUCCGAAAGUGAGGGUAAAGAUGGCGUCAAGGAAGACAACACCAACGCUCUCACCCCUGAAAAAUGCACAGAAGCUACCCUCCUUCCAUGAACUGAUGGAUUGUAAUUGCUGCUUUUAGGUUGUUAAAUGUUGAUGAUUGACUAUUAACAAUGCAAAAGAGACUUGCAUCUCAGAUUGACUGGUAGUAGUGAAGAUGGACUGUAAUCAUGAAGCAGAGGCCUGUUCUGGACCAGUGUUUGGCCUCGCAAGAGCCCCCUGGACUGGGCGACCGGACCAUACAGGAGUCUGGGUGGACGGCGUGGACCUCACCAGACUUUAAUGCUUGCUGUGGGUGUGUGCAGUGAGCAGAUGUACAGCAAAGGCACGCUCACGGAUACGUACGCAACAUUUAGUGUGUGCACUACCACUGACUUUAAGCACGCUCAUGUACACACCUUCCUGUUGAAACAUUUUUAGGCAUCACAAGCCAGCCACUCACUGCCAUGUUGUGACUUAUCAUUCCAGUUCCACAUGUAUUGUAUUACUGCCGCCUUGAGGAUGUCCUCAGUAACUGCAGACCAGUAGCGGGAUUCUAAUGGUCUCUGCACUCUUCGAGGAACUCAUCAUAAUGGGCUGAUAUCAGUGCUGAGACAAUGAUGUUUGAACCUUAUAAACACGUUCCUGCCACACACUUGGUGUCUACGACUUGCUUCUAGUCUGCCAUCACGGCUUUUAUCAUUAUAAAAUACAAUUAUUAUUUGCUAUCCGAAUGACACAGUAAUGCACAGGCUUGCAAUAGGUGGACUAAAUCCCACCAGCACUAUUCAACAUGAAUACAUUUGGCACAGGAUAGUGUCGCCAAUAUUCUGUAUUUAAUUUUAAUUUUAUUGACAAGUCUUAUAUGCUUGUUUUCAUCAAGUUGUUACUUGAUUUUUUUUUUUUUAAGAUGCUGGGGGAUACAAUAUUCUUACACCAAUCACACCAACUAUCAGAUAACUAUAGAAUUUGUGUAAGAAUAGUUUGACAAUGUACGGAAUGUAUAAAGGAUAGGCAUUGGUACUGUACAGUAUAGAGUGCUAAGUACAAGCUGUAAUGAUAGAAAACUUUUGAUAUGUGCAUCGUCAGCCCAUAGAUAUGUCGUACAAAUGGAUAGAAGUAGAGUUAGCGAGGGUCAGAGGAAAGUUGUAUGGCAAGAGUAUUUUGUCUAUUGAAAAUGUUGGGCGGGCUUGUUGAAUUUCAUUUGCUUUGGAUUGAGAGUGACUAAGAACUUUACAGUGGUUUUUGAUAAUGAAAUAAUGCACAAAUAUUUUGUUUAGGUUUUCUUUUCUUUUUUUUUUUUUUGCUUUAUUUUACUGUCAUGUCCCUUUGUAUUCAAGUCCAAUUUUUACCAGCAAGGAAAAAGCAAGUUAUGCAGAGUUGUAUUUUUGUAUGUAGUAGUUCUUGCAGAACAGUAACAUAUUUUAACACUGGUUUACGUUUUCUUAAAGGUAGUGCUGCUAGCACACAGACACACACAGACACACACACACACACACACACACACACAGACAAACAGACAAACUCUCUGACUUUCUCAGGUUCUUGUUUAUGGACGUCCGAACCUUUCGGGCACAGUUUGCACAUCCCGGGCUACUUAAACUGACCACAUAACAACUCCUUCAGGUUUUCUUUCAAGCUGUUCAUCACCGGUCAUGUCAUUGAUCAGUCUACUGUCAUUCCUAUGUAUCAAAUAUAUGUUACUGUAGUCAUUACUGUCUGAAAAUAACUGCCUGUAUCAACUGUUUUUUGCCAGAUACUUGUAAUUGCUAGAUGGCGAACAUGAUGUACAUCCAUUUAAAAUUGUCUGCUCGACUAAGCACUGUGUGAAUUUUAUAUUUGAUAACUCAUAUCUGGUUUCAGUGGUGCAUACAAUGCAAUGAAAUCUCCAAAUACUUAAGACAUAGUUUAUGAUUAAAACGAUGACUGCCUUAGUUUCAUCACAUUUGAUACAAUCACUGAAUGCUUUUCUCAUCAGUUAACCAGUUUGUAAAACAUUUCAGUCUCAUUAUGUAAAACUGAACUCCACUGUUGAGCUUUCACUGUUUUGAAACCAACGCAGCUUGGUCCAUCAUUUAACUCAAAUCACACAUAAUGUUCCUGUGUCACAUUUGUAGUUAGCCUAUGGAAAUGAUGACUAGGAAAAAAACACAAUCAUGGCAUUAUACUUUCAUGUUAAUGCUGGCAUUGGUGUCUUAUUAUUGUGUUGCACCAGUUGAAUAAAAAGCAGCUUUUCUGAA
Molecule: messenger RNA, 6375 nt
Organism: Acanthopagrus latus (yellowfin seabream)
Lineage: Eukaryota; Metazoa; Chordata; Actinopteri; Spariformes; Sparidae
Gene: cdk6
Product: cyclin-dependent kinase 6
Exons: 8
Coding region: 2221-3198 (325 amino acids)
Biological process (GO): protein phosphorylation; regulation of gene expression; signal transduction
Cellular component (GO): cytoplasm; cyclin-dependent protein kinase holoenzyme complex; nucleus
Molecular function (GO): cyclin binding; ATP binding; cyclin-dependent protein serine/threonine kinase activity
Source: RefSeq, a predicted model, not a curated record